This is a messenger RNA of Argiope bruennichi, 1045 nucleotides long. It is a transcript of the gene mRpL24, whose product is annotated as probable 39S ribosomal protein L24, mitochondrial. Gene Ontology annotation, molecular function: structural constituent of ribosome; RNA binding. Gene Ontology annotation, cellular component: mitochondrion; ribosome. The record is from RefSeq and is a predicted model, not a curated record. Bases 275 to 1030 code for a protein of 251 amino acids. Gene Ontology annotation, biological process: translation. The transcript has 7 exons. NCBI's taxonomy places the organism in Eukaryota, Metazoa, Arthropoda, Arachnida, Araneae, Araneidae.
UCAUCAUUAUUUUUGUAUAUUUUUAAAAAAUGUUAUGUUUAUUUAUAAACAUAACAUUUUGCAGGUGAAAGACGUGAAGAUAUUUUUUUGUCAGAGCUUAAAUAAACUAAACAUUUGCUUGUAUUAUUAACAUUUUUCCAACUUAUUGUCUGUUUGGGGAAUAUUUAAAAUAUUAACAUAUGUCUGAUUUGACUUUCUCCAAAAGAUAAAGUUGAUUCAUCUAUAGUAUCCAGAUUCAUCAUUUAAGUAAUUAAAUUUCAUUAAUCAAAACAUCAUGUUUUUAACAAGAGUGCUCUGUGCUCCAAAGAAAUUGCCAAAAGAAUUCUCCAAUUUUCCUAAACGUUAUAUUGAUCGUGCAAUGGAACAAAUUGAAUUUAAAAACCAUGAAAAAGGUCCACAGUAUCAAGAUAGAACCAUCAAAAGAGAAGUUUUCACUUAUGGGAUGCACAGGCCUUGGACUAAAGAAUUCUAUGAGGCUAAUUAUCCAGGAAAACGUAUUCAGAAAGAUGUUGUAGAACCCAUUAAAGAAUGGACAAUUUAUCGAGGCGAUAAAGUUGAAAUAAUGAAAGGAAAAGACAAAGGAAAGCAGGGUGUUGUAAAUUAUAUAGUAACUGAAAGAAACUGGGUAACUGUUGAAGGUCUAAACUGUGAAUAUAAAUACAUGGGUGGAACCCAUGGAAUACCAAAAUCUAUGAUAAAAGAGGAAAUGCCUUUGUUAGUCACUAAUGAAGUGGCUCUGGUAGAUCCAUCUGAUGGUAAACCAACCAGAGCUGUAUGGAGAUAUACUGAUGAAGGAGAGGAAGUUAGAGUAUCUGUAAGAACUGGUAGAAUCAUCCCUAUCCCAGAUGCAGCUCAAGAAACGCAUGAUUACAAAACAAAGAAAUUUUAUACAGAACAACCAAAAGAUACUCCAGCUAAGGAUGUUGAGGCCGUCACAUUCAAACCAAGACUAAUGACAUUUGAACAAGAAAUAAUGGAAAAUAUGGGUAUAAAAGAAGAUAAAGAACCUCAGAAUACAUAUUGGUAUUAAAAUUGUUGAAUAAAU